CCAAGAGGUGGCGGCUAAUCUAUGAUCAUUCGUAACCGUGUGGAGUGGGACCCUACCAUGCAGCCAAUUACAGCCCUUCAAGUUCUAGAAUAGUAACAAGAAUAUGCAGAACUUGAGAGAUAUUCUGGUCCGUUAGAUGGAAGAAUCGUGAAAUCUCUAGUGGAUCCUCCGUUCGUCUCGAAAUUUUCUUUCUUGCCGCCUUCUGAUUCCGCCCUUUUACUCUAGUCUAGAAAUCUCUCAAACAUUCUAACGAACUCCACGAAACCUUUAAAUUUCUCACCUCAUCAGCAAUCCCAAUUCGAUUCAGUGCGAGCAGCAAGUCUUUCCGUAAAUUCUUCUUGCAACUUUGAUUUUCUUUCUUAAUUUUCUUUCAAUUCUCUGUUCUUUAUUGAUUUCGAGUUCAAGUUUCGUUAAUGGCUGCCAAGACUGAAGGAAAGGCCAUUGGCAUCGACUUGGGUACCACCUACAGCUGCGUGGGAGUAUGGCAGAACGAUCGUGUCGAGAUAAUCGCCAAUGAUCAAGGUAACCGGACAACCCCCUCUUAUGUUGCUUUCACCGAUACAGAACGGUUGAUUGGUGAUGCAGCAAAGAACCAAGUUGCCAUGAAUCCGUCCAACACUGUAUUCGAUGCGAAGCGGCUUAUUGGGCGGCGAUUCUCUGACCCUUCCGUGCAGAGCGACAUGAAGCUCUGGCCUUUCAAGGUCAUCCCCGGCCCUGGCGAUAAGCCCAUGAUUGAGGUGACUUACAAGGGUGAGAAGAAGCAAUUCGCAGCAGAGGAGAUCUCGUCCAUGGUGCUGACCAAGAUGAGGGAGAUUGCAGAGGCGUUCUUGGGUCAGACGGUGAAGAACGCUGUCAUUACUGUCCCGGCUUACUUCAAUGAUUCACAGAGGCAAGCCACCAAGGAUGCUGGAGCGAUUGCAGGGCUUAAUGUGCUGCGUAUUAUCAAUGAACCCACUGCAGCUGCAAUUGCUUAUGGUUUGGACAAGAAAGCUUCGAGGUCUGGCGAGCAGAACAUCCUCAUCUUCGAUCUUGGUGGUGGUACUUUCGAUGUCUCUCUGUUGACGAUCGAAGAAGGUAUCUUCGAGGUGAAAGCCACUGCCGGAGAUACCCAUCUCGGUGGUGAGGAUUUUGACAACCGCCUCGUCAACCACUUUGUUGCAGAGUUCAGGCGGAAACACAAGAAGGAGAUCAGUGGCAAUGCCAGAGCUCUGAGGCGGUUGAGGACUGCCUGUGAAAGGGCCAAGCGAACUCUGUCUUCCACAACUCAGACGACGAUCGAAAUUGAUUCUCUCUACGAAGGUAUCGACUUCUACGCCACCAUCACCAGAGCCCGGUUCGAGGAAUUGAACAUGGAUUUGUUCAGAAAAUGCAUGGAACCAGUCGAGAAGUGCCUCCGAGACUCCAAGAUGGACAAGAGCCAGGUCCAUGAAGUGGUUCUUGUUGGUGGGUCUACCAGGAUCCCAAAGGUACAGCAGCUUUUGCAAGAUUUCUUCAAUGGGAAGGAGCUCUGUAAGAGCAUCAACCCAGAUGAAGCUGUCGCUUACGGUGCUGCCGUUCAGGCUGCAAUUUUGAGCGGUGAAGGCAAUGAGAAGGUCCAAGAUCUGCUGCUCCUCGAUGUCACUCCUCUGAGUCUGGGUAUCGAGACUGCCGGUGGUGUCAUGACCGUUUUGAUUCCUCGUAACACAACGAUUCCGGCGAAGAAAGAGCAGAUCUUUUCAACCUACUCGGAUAAUCAACCUGGAGUGUUGAUUCAGGUCUAUGAAGGAGAGCGAGCCCGAACCAAAGAUAACAAUCUUCUGGGCAAAUUCGAGCUCACAGGCAUUCCUCCAGCACCAAGAGGUGUUCCACAGAUCAAUGUCUGCUUCGACAUUGACGCGAACGGAAUCCUGAACGUGUCAGCAGAGGACAAGACCGCAGGAGUGAAGAACAAGAUCACAAUCACCAACGACAAGGGUAGGCUGAGCAAGGAAGAGAUCGAGAAGAUGGUGAAGGACGCAGAGAGGUACAAGUCAGAGGAUGAGGAAGUGAAGAGGAAGGUGGAUGCUAAGAACUCGCUCGAGAAUUACGCUUAUAACAUGAGGAAUACCAUUAAGGACGAGAAGAUUAGUGGGAAAUUGGAUCGUGCGGACAAGCAGAAGAUUGAGAAGGCAAUCAAUGAGGCGAUUGAAUGGUUGGAUGGGAACCAAUUGGCUGAAGUGGAGGAGUUAGAGGACAAAUUGAAGGAAUUGGAGGGUCUCUGCAAUCCAAUUAUUGCAAAAAUGUACCAGGAAGGUGUUGGUGGCAUGCCUGAAGGAAUGGGUGGUGGUGCUGGCAUGCCUGGAGGUGGCUAUGGAGGGAGCAGCCAAGGUGGGUCUGGUAGCAGUUCUGGGCCUAAGAUUGAAGAGGUUGAUUGAAGAAAAGUCAUUUUUUUUUUUGUAAGGCUAAGGGGAGAAGAUGCUCUGUUCUGAAAUUUAGUUCUUUGGCUUAUAGUUGGGCUUCCUGGGUUUGGGAAGAUUGUUUUUGUAAUCUGAGAGUUCUGUGUUGUGUUUUUUGGCUCUCUUAAGCAGUUGGGCUUUGUUCAUUGUGAAUAAUCCCUGUAACGUGACAAUGAAAUCAAAGCAAUACUUAGAUGUAAUUUAGCUU
This is a messenger RNA of Macadamia integrifolia, 2622 nucleotides long. Its product is annotated as heat shock 70 kDa protein-like. Gene Ontology annotation, cellular component: cytoplasm. The transcript has a single exon. Gene Ontology annotation, biological process: protein refolding; cellular response to unfolded protein. Gene Ontology annotation, molecular function: ATP-dependent protein folding chaperone; ATP hydrolysis activity; ATP binding. Lineage: Eukaryota; Viridiplantae; Streptophyta; Magnoliopsida; Proteales; Proteaceae. The record is from RefSeq and is a predicted model, not a curated record. Bases 414 to 2393 code for a protein of 659 amino acids.